Molecule: messenger RNA, 1635 nt
Organism: Lobosporangium transversale
Lineage: Eukaryota; Fungi; Mortierellomycota; Mortierellomycetes; Mortierellales; Mortierellaceae
Product: WD40-repeat-containing domain protein
Exons: 4
Coding region: 103-1596 (497 amino acids)
Molecular function (GO): protein binding
Source: RefSeq, a predicted model, not a curated record
UGUUUGUAUUGUUUGGCACUCUCGCAUUUUCCCCUCUCUCUCAACCCUCACUCACGCAGCUCUCGUAUAAAAAGCUUUCAUUAGAAAUUGAAUCUCAUUGCCAUGGACAUUCUCUCACGCGUACCCUUUGAAAUUGCAUAUCAGAUUCUCAGCAAACUCGACAUUCAGGACGUCGCCACAUGCCAACGAGUUUCUCGGGAAUGGUAUUGGAUUGCUACAGAUCAAUCUAUCUGGAGAAAUGUGUUUUUGGAGCAUGAACGUGAAUUUGCCAUCCCCACGAAGCCAGUUUCCACAUCUUCAUUUUCAAUACCAACAUUGGAUACAAUAAACUAUACCGAGUCAUCGGUAUCAUCAUUAACAACAACAGUAGAAGUAUCAGAGUCAAAAUAUCAGGGACAGAAUCAUAAAUCAAUGCCAGCGAUGAAGGACUGGAAACAAGAGUGUCGUAACCGAAUUAUAUCAGAUCGGAAUUGGAAUAACGGCCAUAUUCAAUCUCUUUUCACGCUCAAAGUUCAUCGAGGGGGUAUUGUUCGUCUACGCAUUAAAGGCGGGAAGCUCUUGUCAGGCGACAUGUUUGGACAGGUUGCCGUCUGGAAUACAACUACAUACGAUUGUGAAGAUCUCAUAGACGCUGCAGUAGGCCCUAUUCAACUCUUGGACUUUAGUCCAGCACGCAUGAUCAUGACGGUUGUUUCCAAGUCUGGUAUAUGUCGGAUCUGGGAUCUGAAAACGAAGGCGUUGAUCCACAGCUCAUCUGCAAUCGACGUGACGUGUAUGACUAUGAAUGACGAGUAUUUGGUUCUGGGGAACAGAUUUUCUGAGGUCCAAAUUGUCGACUUCACAACAGGGCAUAUUUUGAAAACUAUAGAGCCACUUGCAGGAGAAACUCUUCAAGACAUUUACAUUCAAAAUGACACCCUAAUCGUGGUGACAGGGCAUCUCAUUCGUAUACUCUCCAUUAAUACUCUCGAGGUGCUACUAUCAAGCCCGCUUCCGAUCUCAAAAAAUAUUCGCACUUUCUGUAGCGUAUUUCAUAUCCGGUCGCUCAUCAUCCUGGCGGACAAACAUCUUUUGCAUUUGGAAUGGGAGCCAUUAUAUAGGUCACCCAACAGCAAGUUUCAAAUCGAUACCCAAUGCGAACUACCACCAGAUCUAUCUAAAACACCUAAAAUUCAUAAAACACGCAUACCACCAAUCUCAACUAUUACCUCGAUUGCCAUUGGCGGUAAACACCCUCAUGUCCUAACUACUAAUGCUGACCGAACAUCCUUAAAUGGUACUAUCCGUGUGUGCCCGACGUCAUGGCGAUCUAGGGCUAUACAGCAGCAACAAGAACAACAGCGACAAAUUGAUCUCGAGGCAAGCAAUCAUGUGGAUGUAACAUCAGUUGACCCACCAGAGAUUAUUGGUGAAGGCUCAGAAGUGAUGACGACAGAAGAUUCUGGAAUAGUAUUAACAAGUCAAAUAGAUGAAAUCACUCAGUAUCUUGAAACCUGUGGACUCAAGCCAUCCUUUAUGGAUGUGGACGAGGAUGUGAUUGUAAUAGGCACGAGUAAAGGUGACAUAGUCGUUCUGAGUAUGGCGCCAGCAGAGUAAUCCGAUAAACAUAUCAAUACAGCAGCUCUUGAAUACUCU